CCACCUGGAAGAAAAAACACAGUGGGAACAUCCUAAGUCUGGGAAGAGGAAACGUAUUGCAGGAGGCCUGCCGUAUGGAUGGGAGCAGGAGACUGAUGAAAAUGGACAAGUCUAUUUUGUAGACCACAUAAACAAAAGGACUACCUAUCUUGACCCAAGACUGGCCUUUACGGUUGAAGAUAAUCCAGUAAAACCUACUACUAGGCAAAAAUAUGAUGGAAACAGUACUGCAAUGGAAAUACUCCAGGGUCGUGACUUGAGUGGAAAAGUGGUUAUAAUCACGGGAGCAAAUUCAGGAAUAGGUUUUGAAACUGCAAAGUCUCUUGCUCUGCACGGGGCAUAUGUUAUCCUGGCCUGCAGAAAUGUGUCAAGAGGCAAUGACGCCGUACAACGCAUUCUGGCGGAAUGG
Molecule: messenger RNA, 409 nt
Organism: Antrostomus carolinensis (chuck-will's-widow)
Lineage: Eukaryota; Metazoa; Chordata; Aves; Caprimulgiformes; Caprimulgidae
Product: WW domain-containing oxidoreductase-like
Exons: 4
Biological process (GO): hippo signaling; positive regulation of transcription by RNA polymerase II
Cellular component (GO): cytoplasm; nucleus
Molecular function (GO): transcription coactivator activity; protein binding
Source: RefSeq, a predicted model, not a curated record